Messenger RNA from Trypanosoma rangeli, 416 nucleotides. Its product is annotated as trichohyalin. The annotation marks the transcript as partial. The record is from RefSeq and is a predicted model, not a curated record. NCBI's taxonomy places the organism in Eukaryota, Euglenozoa, Kinetoplastea, Trypanosomatida, Trypanosomatidae. The transcript has a single exon.
AUGCCAGCUGUUACAGCGCCAAACGCAUUAAAUCGACCCCACAAAGGGAACCAGUUUAAUGAUGAUAAGUCCCCACCACAUCAACCAACACUGAACGGAACUCCGCAACUAAUCGGGAGCAUACAACGAACUCGACGACGGCGAGCACUUCAAAACAAGAUAGAUGAGGCUCGCAAUCGUCAUCAAGAAUGGGUGACACAAAAGGCACAACAAAUACGGGCACAAAGAACAGAUGCUGCAAAGUGGGUGGAACAGGAGCGGGAGCGGCGGGCAAAGGAGGCCGAGGAGGUGAAACGGCAGGCGGAGGAGGAGCUUCGGGCCCUGCAGAAGGAGCGCGAGGAGGAGGAGCGGCGGCGGGCAGAACUUGCCAAGCAGAAUCGUGAGGAGUCGGGGGCACGCAGGGAGGAAGUCCUGAG